Mucor mucedo is the source of this 1542-nucleotide messenger RNA. RefSeq names its product S-adenosyl-L-methionine-dependent methyltransferase. The record is from RefSeq and is a predicted model, not a curated record. Lineage: Eukaryota; Fungi; Mucoromycota; Mucoromycetes; Mucorales; Mucoraceae. The transcript has 6 exons. The coding region runs from base 394 to 1434 and encodes 346 amino acids. Gene Ontology annotation, molecular function: methyltransferase activity.
AAAGAAACUCCUCCUUUCCUUGAACUGUGCACAGGUAUUUAAUUACUGUUGUUUGUGCUCCCGUAGCACGACUUUUUUAAAUUCAGGUACCUCCAUCACAAACUCUCUCUCUAUUUUUUUUUUAAAAAGAGGCAUUUAUUUUUGUCUGCUGCUUUUUGACAUUUUUUUUAUUUCUAUUAUGAACACCAAUGAAUAAUGAUAAUGAUAUAAAAAAAAAAGGUCCCGCCUCUUUUUCUCACCCAAAGAAUAUCAGAUAUUUAAUCAGUCCUUUUGGUACGACACCUGUACCAUCCAUUAAAAAAAAAGAAGGUUUCAUGAAUUCAAUCCCCCUUCUCCCCCACCCCUUUUUUUUUAUCUUAAAAGCACAUUUUCUUUCCAAUCUCUCUAUAAAAAAUGGGCAUAAUUUCUACCUUGAGAAAAUUAUUCCAUAGAGAAGGAAGAUAUAAAUACGAAAAGAGAUCACUUAAAAGAAAUACAUCCAUGUCCACUCCUACUCCAGAAACAAUCGAUCCUACAGGUGUCUCAACAGAAGGCUCAUCUAGAAACCAAAGCUCCAGUAAUGGAACAAAUCAUAUCUUUAGAGAUGGUAGAAGAUACCAUGGUGACUCUGAAGUAGCCUACAUCCUUCCCAACGAUGAUGAUGAGGCUGACCGUGUACAUCAACAACAUUGGCUUCUUCGUUACGCUCUUCAAGGCAACUUUUCUUCUCCCGUCAAGAAGCAAUUGGAGGAAGGUAUCAAUGUCCUCGAUUCAGGUUGCGGUCCUGCCACCUGGACCUUUGAAAUGGGCGAGACCUAUCCUCGUUCGAAAAUUUACGGUAUCGAUGCUUCUUGUGUCUUUCCCGAAAAUAUCAUGCCUCCCAACGUCGAAUUCGUCAUUGGCAAUAUCGCUAAAGAAAUUCCUUAUGAAGACAACUUUUUUGAUUUUGUUCAUCAAAGACUUCUUGUCUUGGGUUUAACAGAUACUGACUGGACCAACACACUUGCACAAUUAUUUCGUGUAUUGAAGCCAGGUGGUUACAUCGAGUGUAAUGAGGCAUGUAUCCAAGAAUUAUUAACUGUAGGACCCAACAUGAAGGCCUUACAAAACGCAUUUAUGGGAAUGAUGGUGGCUCGUGGAAUCCCUUUUUUGGUCGCUAGUGAAUUAGAAGAGAGACUGAAGAAAGCAGGCUUUGUAGAUGUUCAAGUCAAGCUCUCCAAGAUCCCUUUGAACCAUGGUGGUAAAGUUGGUAAACUUCUUUGGGAAGAUUACUUCCAUGUUUACACAAACGCUCGUCCUGCUCUGGUGUUUAAUAACCCCGAAUGGGAGGAUCCUGAAGUCUAUGCCAAGUUGUUGCGUGACUCUGCAGAAGAAUCGAAACAAAAUAAGGGUCAUAUCCUUUGGUACUCGGUUCAUGGUAGAAAGCCUUCUCUCGACACCACUACCGACGAAUAGAUAUAGACCAACACACCCAGACACAAUUACACCUAUUAUUAACUAAUCAAAUACGAAAUAAAAUGUCCUUUUUUUUUUUUUUUUUUAUUAUGUACAAUAAGGGAAGGG